AUGUCCAUCUAUGUUUGCGCAGCUGAUAAACGUCCACAAAAGUCCAGAAUUGCGCAAACACCAGUAGAGCACUUCAACUUCCGCCACAAGACUUCGGGCGGUACGGAAGCACCUCAAGUUUCUUCGGAAAUAUCGUCGUCAUUGUUCAAUUUGCCUCAUACAGUACCGGUCAUGACGAAGCAACAUCCCUUCACCGCUGGCCCUCAAACGCCCAAAUCGCCAUCCUCCAUGGACGACCCUCCGAUCUCCUUCCGAGAGCAGGAGAACCCGAUUCGCACUGCGUCCUUCUUCUCCAUGAUGUAUGGGCCAUGUGUCCGGAAAGACAAUUGCGCUGUACUUCGAGUCAAGUUCGAGAUGGAGCUCCGCGCCAUCAACAACGGAAAGACUCCUCAGCCUCUCGGCAUACCUCGAGUAGCUUUGGCUCUUGUGAAGACGUUUCCUCGCCAGAUUGUGGUCGUGUUCGCAAGCGACCUGCUGUUCCUCGCUGGAUCUGCCUUGAUCUCUUUCCUCGUGGAAGCCAUUCUGGACUACAUCAAUGAUCGAGACAAUGUCUUCGGUAUCCAGAACGGAUACGUUUUGGUGGUCAUGCUGUCGCUAGUGGCCUUUCUAUCCAUGGUGAGCUUCAACUUCGCCUGGUUCAUCUCGUCUCGAAUCGGUGUCAACAUGCGAUCGCUGCUAUUAGAUGCAGUAUACCGCAAGUCGCUGCGUCUCUCAAGUGAGGCACGUCAGAAAUAUUCCUCGGGCGAGAUCAUGACGCUCGUGAGUGUCGAUAUCGACCGCGUUUUCAACGGAAUGAUGAAUGGGCCAUGGGUUCUCCUAGCACCAAUUGGUUUUACCAUCAGUGUCGUGUUGAUCGGUGUGCUUUUCGACCCCGUUGCUGCUGUGGCUGGGCUGGUGUUGCUGAUUCUGGUGCUUGCAACUUCAUUAAGUCUGGCUAAACGGAUUGGUCGAGCUCGGCGUGAUCUUCUACACGUAACUGCAGAACGCCUUCGAGUGACAUCCGAGGCACUUCAGGGCAUCCGAGUGACCAAAUUUUACGCCUGGAGCGAGUCCGUGGCGACUCGAGUGGAGAAAAUUCGUUGUGAAGAGGUCAAACGCUAUCGUCGCUUUCACUUUUUGCAGAUCCUCAAUUCGGCGCUACUUUUCCUUACGCCCACUUUCCUGGCUGGUGUAACGAUCGGAGUAUACGUCGUGCACCAUGGCACGUUCUCGGUAAUCCAAGCGUUUACGUUGAUCGCAGUUAUCAACGUGAGUCGCCAGGGCGUCAACGCGUUCCCGUUAGGAGUUGCGGACCUUUUCCAAUCUGCAGUAGCGUGUCACCGGGUCGACGAGUUUUUGGACAGCAACGAGCUCACACCUGACGCCAGAGUCAGCAAAGACUCGAGCUCUACCGUGAGAGACCGUGUCUCCGUCGAGAACGCUCAGUUUUGCUGGCCUGUGGCUAACAAUUCCGUCAAAGAUAAUGGUCUUGAGGACGUGAACGUGCACAUUGAAGCUGGUUCCCUUGUUAUGGUUGUUGGUACCGUUGGAUCGGGCAAGUCAAGUUUGCUGCAGGCGCUGCUCGGUGAGAUGCAAAUGACUAGUGGGCGUGCUGAUAUCCACGGAGAAAUCGCGUACGUGAGUCAGGAAGCGUGGGUCCGCAACGCAACUCUGCGCGAUAACAUCGUCUUCGAAGGAGAUUUUGACAGUGAACGCUACGAGAGGGUGCUAGCAGCGUCUCAGUUGUCCCUGGAUCUGGCUGCACUGCCAAGUGGCGAUCGUACUGAGAUCGGUGAACGUGGCAUCAAUUUGAGUGGAGGGCAGAAAGCCCGAGUGAGUGUCGCUAGAGCUUUAUAUCGCGAGUCUGCAGACAUUCUGCUACUAGAUGACCCGUUAAGCGCAGUGGAUCCGCACGUAGCGCACGCCAUCUUCGAGCAGUGCAUUCUGGGUCUAGCCCAACACAAGACGCGUGUUCUGGCGGUAAACAGCCAUUAUGAUCUGCUGGUCCAUGCUGAUAAAGUUGUGGUUGUACAGAGCGGACGCAUUGCUAGUGAAGGGAACUACACGGAAACAAUUGCUCGGCUCCCAGGGUUAGCUUCCAAAGCGUCAAAGGAAGACUAUCAUGUCGAAAACGAGGACAAACAGCAAGCAUCAACGUCCAAUCAAGAGAAUCAGAUCGAUUCCUCUUCUCCUGUUGACACUAGCGACGCGAAAGCUGGAAACCAAUUGAUGGAGAAGGAGGACCGGGUGAAAGGAAGAGUGAUGGGAUACACCUACAAGACUUAUCUGGACGAGACUGAUUUUACUGCUUUUACGGUGGUGGUGAUCGUCGUUACGGGGUACACCGUAAGUCAAGGACUCCUCGUUCUCGUGAACUGGUGGCAAGCGGAUUGGGCUGACAAUAUGCGUCAUCCUAAUGCAUCCUAUUCGGCCUCGUGGUUCGGUUUGUGGUACUUUGGGCUCAUCGCUUUCGGUGCAGUUGCAACAAUCUGUCGUAGCGUUAUUGUGAUGUCGCUACUGCUACGAAGCUCCGAGAACCUGCACGACGAGCUCUUUCGACGCGUACUUGCUGCCCCAGUGACCACAUACUUCGACGUGACACCUGUGGGGCGUAUUCUCAACCGCUUCUCCAACGAUCUGGACCAAAUGGACUCGUUACUACCUCAGCAAUGGCAGAAUUUUGUGCAGAAUAUCUCAUUAAGUGUCGGCGGCUUCAUCGUCUGUGCGCUGGCGUCGUACUGGAUUGGACUCUUUUAUAUUCCAGUGAUAGCUGCACUGGCUGUGACGGGUUUCUACUUCAAGAAAACCUCUCGAGAAGUCAAGCGCCUCGAGAGAAUUUCAAGAUCCCCCGUGUAUAAUUUAUUGGGCGAGACUUUAAACGGUGUACAGACCAUCCGCGCUUUCAAGAUGCAGUCGAGAUUCGAGCAGAUGAACGCGGAUGCUGUGGAUGAGAACGCGUCGUUCUUCUUUGUCUACUGGGCAGCAGGUCGGUGGUUGGCGGUGCGUCUGGAUACUCUCUCUGUCGUGGUCAUUUUUGUGGUAUCGCUCUACUUGGUGGCGACAAAAGGACAGCUCGGCACCUUACUCUCGGGUAUUUCGCUUGUAUACGCGCUCAUGUUGACGUCGAUGGUGCAGUCUUCGGUGCGUGAUGUGGACCGCACAGACAACGCCAUGACGAGUGUCGAGCGUAUUCUGCACUUCCGUGAGAUCCCGCAAGAGGAAGACUCUCUGGACGCGUCUCCCAUCAACAAUACCUUGUGGCCGUCACAAGGUGCUAUCAGAUUCGACAAUCUGCAGCUCAAGUAUCGCCCGGAACUACCUCUUGUACUUUGCGGUGUGACUAUGAGCGUCGGUGGCGGCGAAAAGUUGGGGAUAUGCGGACGUACUGGUGCCGUCUUGAAGCAGGUUCAUCUCGCAAACGCUGUUUCCAGUUGGGGCUCUGGUUUGCAGCUCAUUCUCUCAGAAAAGGGAGACAAUCUGUCGGUAGGACAGCGUCAACUCGUGUGUAUCGGUCGUGCGCUGCUUAAGAACAGCAAGAUCGUCGUGCUGGAUGAGGCCACCGCCAAUGUGGACACGGCCACCGACGCGCUCAUCCAGGCCACCAUCCGCCAGACCGAGAGUUUUCUUAAAUCCAAGGAAUGUGCCCAUUAUCACGCUCAAAUUCAGUAUCGACUUGCCUCGACAACGGCAUCGCAUCUGUCGUGCCCUCACUUCGCAAUUGCUGUCAUUGUCCUCAUAUCGGAGUCCUCAGACUCACAUCGUGCUCAAGACAUGGAAAGUAUCCAGCACUACGUGUCGGCUCCGUCCACUCCUCGAAGCGUCCUAGCCAACGAAAGGAUUGCGAACGAGUCGAACGCCAAGCCAACCACCACACAGCUCUUCAGUCAGCUACCGAAUCCACUUUCCACUGCGUCCGUGCUGUCUGUCAUGAUAGUGCAGUGGCUCCAGCCUCUAGUUGGGCUGGGUGCCAAGCACGUUCUCGAGAAAGAAGAUAUUUGGCCAAUUUGUGCAAACGACUCGUGCGCCUCGCUCCAAAGCCGCUUUCGCAUGGUCUACACUCCACAUAAGAAGUUGCCGUUCGGACUCUCCCCCGUCGCCAUGGCUUUCAUUGCCACAUUCAAGCGUGAGAUCCUUGUUGUACUCGGCAGCUGCCUGCUGUACAUUUUCGCACUGUCAUCGCAGUCGUACGUGGCACAGGCAGUGCUGCAGUUCCUGGCGGGAGAAGUUAACCUUUUUCACGUGGAAAAUGGUUACUGGUUACUGGUGUUCAUGGCGGCCGCAUCCAUUUUGGCUGCUAGCUCGCUCACCUACGUCUUCUUCGUUUCGUCCAGAACGGGUGCUAACAUGCGAUCCCUCGUGAUGCAUCUGGUGUACCAGAAGUCUCUGCGUUUACCGUGUGUGGCGCGUCAGCAGUAUUCAACGGGCGAAGUGUUGACGCUCAUGAGCGUGGAUGCCGAACGUGUAUUCACCGUUAUGAUGGAGAGUCCUUGGCUUGUGGUAGGACCCGUGAGUUUCGUCAUAUCCGUCGUACUAAUCGGAUUUCUCUUCGACUUUACGUCUGCGGCGGGUGGAGCUGUCACCUUGAUGGUGGUCAGCAUUGCAUCGGUGCAGUUCGGAAAUACUAUUGCACGAAUCCAACAUGAUCUCCUUGACGAACGUGUGAAAGUCACGUCUGAGUCGUUGCAAGGGAUUCGUGUCAUGAAAUUCUACGCCUGGGAGGAAUUGCUCGCUCAUCGCGUGGAGAAGAUUCGCGCCAAGGAGAUUGCACUACUACGCAAGUUCCACCUGUAUCAGGUUGUGAACACAGUGAUGCUGUUCCUCACUCCGGCGUUCCUAUCCGGAGUCACACUUGGGAUUUACGUGGCGGUCAAUGGCACGAUCUCAGUUAUCGACGCCUUCACUCUCAUUUCCAUGGUCAACAUCUGCCGCACUGCGUUGAUCCAGCUUCCUGUUGCCAUUUCCGCUUUUUCGCAGGCUCGGAUCGCAUUCGCUCGAAUUGAUCUCUACCUUUCCAGCGACGAGUACGGCCAGUUGCAAUUGGACAAUAGUGCAGCAAAUGAAUUAGAGACCCCUUCUGCUGUCGGUAGUAUAUCCGUUCGUGACGCUGACUUCGAGUGGCCAUUGUCCAGCAAAACGGCCGAUGUCGUGGUGGUCACACCUGCUCUUGAGGGAAACGAAGUAUCGACUCAUACGUUGAGAGAAGCCUCCGAGCUUGGAUUUGGAGUAGACUGCAAUGGUCUUAGUUUUAGUCGGAGCUCAUCAAGUGUGAGAGCGUCGAUGCCUGCUGAUGUAAGAGAUGAAGAGAGACGGAGCUUUCGACUCGAAGGUGUGGAUCUGGAGAUCGACAAUAGAUCGCUCGUGAUGAUCAUCGGCACUGUGGGUGCUGGCAAGUCGAGUUUGCUGAACGCUCUACUGGGUGAAAUGACACUGAAGCGUGGAAGUCUGGAUCUCAGAGGUGACGUAUCUUACGUUAGCCAAGAGACUUGGAUCCGCAAUCUGAACGUGCGCGACAACAUUCUGUUCGGAGAAUCGUUUGAUGUCGAGCGAUACGAGACCGUACUGGAAGCUUCAGAACUUGCCAUGGAUCUCCGCGCGCUGCCACACGGGGAUCGUACCGAGAUUGGCGAGCGCGGUAUCAAUUUGAGUGGCAGACAGAAGGCCCGUGUGGCCAUCGCGCGUGCCAUGUACCGUUCACACUAUGAUGUAUUAUUACUGGAUGACCCGCUGAGUGCUGUGGACUCUCAUGUAGCGCACGGCAUCUUCGACAAGUGCAUUAUGGGUCUGGCCAAGUCGAAGACUCGCAUCUUGGUGCUGAACAGCCACUACGACCUGAUUAAUCGUGCUGACAAGGUGCUGGUGAUGCGUGACGGUACCAUUGCCGGUGACGGCACGUAUGAAGAGGUGAUGGCGAUGUUCCCCGAGCUGGAUAUGACGCAAACUGCGAGUGGGAAUUCUGAUGGGGCUGGGUGGCAUAGUAACCACGAUCCAACGCAGGACAAGCAAGCACCUGUGAAGACCUCCGCGCCAGCGACGGGGGCUCAGAUAGAAGAAGGAACCGAAGACAGCCAACAACUCAUUCAAGAGGAGGACCGCAUCAAGGGCACCGUGGCCAGCGACGUGUACAAGACGUACUUCGACGAGUCGGGAAUGAACGGACUCGUCGUUAUCUUCCUCAUCGUCGUGUUCUACACCAACAUGCCUCGCCGUGACGUUGACCCGACGUACUCCGGGGAGGACUUCACGCUGUGGUAUGUGGGUCUGAUCAUGCUGGCUACGGUGCUGACCCUCGGUCGGGCCUUGUAUUUGACGGAGACCUGCGUACGCACGUCCAAAAAUCUGCACAACGAUCUGUUCCGUCGGGUGUUGGGCGCUCCAGUAAACCGCUACUUCGACGUCACACCCGUGGGUCGCGUGCUCAACCGCUUCUCUAAUGAUCUCGAUCAGGUAGACUCGGUACUACCCAAGGAUUACCAAAUUGUGGCUCAGCACGCUUCAAUGGCUUUGGGGUCCUUUGUCGUAUCAGCUUUCGUGAGUUACUGGAUCGCGGUUGCGUACAUCCCUAUCAUCGUCGUCUUUGUUGUCACGGCCCGAUAUUUCAAGAAGACGAGCUGCGAGGUCAAGCGUCUCGAAGGAGUCACUCGUACACCAGCCUACAACCUCUUUAGUGAGACGCUAUCCGGGCUGCAAACCAUCCGAGCUUUCAAGAUGCAGGACACGUUCAAACUUCUGAACAAGAAGGUGGUGGAUGAGAACGCCAACAUGUACAUCACAUAUUGGUCGGCGGGUCGAUGGCUAGCUGCACGUCUUGACAUGCUGUCCGUGGUCAUCAUUGUCAUUGUCACAGCGUAUCUCGUAUCUACCAAAGGCCAGCUGAGUGCCAUGACCGCGGGUCUCUCGCUCACAUAUUCACUCAUGCUGACGGCCGUGGUGCAGUGGGUCACUCGAGCUGUUGACCAUGUUGACAGCGCCAUGACGAGUGUGGAGAGACUGCUGCAUUUUCGUAAUAUUCCACAAGAAGAAGAUGCUUCUGACUGCACUCCGCUUAACAGCUCAGUGUGGCCUUUGCAAGGAGCCAUCAAGUUCGACAACCUGUGCCUCAAAUACCGACCGGAGCUGCCACUGGUGCUACGUGGAGUAAGUAUGGACAUCCGCGGAGGAGAGAAAGUCGGAAUCUGCGGACGAACGGGGGAGGGUAAGACUCUUACUAAGAGCUCACUUAUGAUCGCACUGUUCCGCAUCUGCGAGUACGAUAAUGGCAGUGUGACCAUCGACGGGCCAUUGCGAGAGAACUUGAACCCGUUUGGCGAGUACUCAGACACGGAGAUCUGGACUGUAUUACAGCAGGUCCACAUGGCCGAUAGUCUGGCCAAGUGGAGUGCUGGGCUAGAUUUUGAGGUAUCGGAGUGCGGCGACAACUUGUCGGUAGGACAGCGUCAACUCGUGUGUAUCGGUCGUGCACUGCUUAAGAACAGCAAGAUCGUCGUGCUGGAUGAGGCCACCGCCAAUGUGGACACGGCCACCGACGCGCUCAUCCAGGCCACCAUCCGCCAGAAGUUACCAGAUAGACGGCAGCUAACGUGUUGA
Molecule: messenger RNA, 7563 nt
Organism: Phytophthora infestans T30-4
Lineage: Eukaryota; Oomycota; Peronosporomycetes; Peronosporales; Peronosporaceae
Product: ATP-binding Cassette (ABC) Superfamily
Exons: 5
Coding region: 1-7563 (2520 amino acids)
Biological process (GO): transmembrane transport
Cellular component (GO): membrane
Molecular function (GO): ATP hydrolysis activity; ATP binding; ABC-type transporter activity
Source: RefSeq, a predicted model, not a curated record